UCAGGGUGUGACGCAUACCGUUCAUAACAUGUGAUUGGUUGUGGGGGUCGUCAGUCGGACUCAAACGGAAUGGUUAAUUUUUAAGAGGCUGCUAAAAACUGUUGUAUUUCUUUUAGAAACACACCUCCCAGCCAAGCUGGUCCCGCCGCACAGUCAUGGCUACCAAGAAAAAUGUCAAAAUGAACCUCAAAUCUAAAGAUAGUACUAAGGUCCAGGCAACCAGCAAGAAAGGAAAGAAGGCCGAUUCUGGUUCCAGUAGCAGCACAUUCUUCACCUGGUUUAUUGUUCUUGCUCUCCUGGGCGUCUGGACAUCCAUAGCGGUGGUGUACUUCAACCUGGUUGACUAUCAAGGAGUUCUUGGUAAGCUGGUGGCGUAUGAUAAAGACGGGGAUGGUGACUUUGACCUUGAGGAUGCCAAAAUUCUGCUCGGACUGCAUCAGAAGACGGUAGACGUUGCUUUCCAUGAUGAAGAUGCUGCUGACCCCGUGGUGACGUAUGAUCCUGAACCUUCAACUGAGGAACUGAACGAGGAAACUGUUGACGUUGCUUCCCAUGAUGAAGAUGCUGCUGAGCCUCUGGAGACCUCUGAUCCUGAACCUUCAGCUGAGGAUGUAGUGGAGCCUGACCCUGUGCCUGUGGAAGAUGAUUGGGAAGCGAUGGAAGUGGAUUUACUCAGCACAGGUACUGGACCUAAUACAGAUGCAUUACCUGAGGAUUUGGCUGAGGCCCUUGUGGAUGAAUCUUUAUUUGAACAAGAACCUCGGGAUGAACAAGAACAGGAGACAGCGGAGCCUCCUGAGGUAUUUGAGGAGGAUCCCGAGGUAGUGGAGGAGGAGCCUCCCGCCGUUGAAUCGGCUGCCGAAGAGGAACCUCCGGCUGGAGAGAUGCCAGCUGCUGAACUCGAGGAAUCGGCAGAAGAUAUGGAGGAACCUGCUGUAGAUUAUGUAGCAGACGAGGAAGUUGCACUGGAGGACCACUUGGAGAUGGACGAUGGAGUUAUGGAGACCACAAACGAUGAGGAAGAAGCAGCAGGACAAGUUGUUGAGGACGAAGACCAAGGAGUAGAGGAAGUCCCGUACGAGGAGCAUGUUGAGGAUCCAGCACUAUCAUAUGAUCCCACCGAAGAAGAGGCUGAUCCAUUUGAAAUGGAAGAGCAGGCAUCUCCAGUAGAAGACCACCAGGCGUUGCCCUCAGAGGAUACCGAGGACGGUCUUUAUGAUUCCAUGGAGGAGCCCACAGAAGAGGAGGAUGAGGUUGCUACCUUUGAAGAGGAAGAAGAGGAGGUGUACGCAGAGGUGGAAGAAAUUGCAGACGUCGCACAUGAAAACGAUGCAGAUGCGGACGUGACAGACGGGGACACGAACCCACCUUCAUACGAACCCGUAGUAGAACACACGCUUGCUGAAGACGACGCAAAGGCAGCAGAAGAACGACUCGCUGCACCAAAAGAGCAGGAAGCGGAAGAAGUACCCGACUCUCCGUUAGAAGAGGCGGAAGAGACAGAAGGGAGGAGUGAACAAUAACGGGCGUCGGUACGGUCAUAUGUAUAUUUUUUUAAUCGUGGCGUUGAUCACCCUUAACACUAGUAGCCAGCAGUGAGUUCCAGACCUCAGUCAUUGUGAUUUUUAUGUCUUUUAAUGUGAAUGGACAGACGGACGUACAGUUGAGGUCAAAAUGAUACAUGGCUCAGGUUGGUGGAGCGGUCGUCUCCCAACCUCCAUCCUCCUGUGACCAUGCGGAAGCAUCCUUGAGCAAGAUACGCAACCCCCGGCUGCGCUUUGACUCCCUUGCAGGUGAUACUACACAAAUCAAAUACCACUUACCAUUCAUAAAAUCAAUAUUUUUCUCCCCAUGACACGGGCCCUAACUCGGGGUGUAAGGCUACGGCGUCCUCGUGGUUCGCUACAUACCUCGGGUCACGGUUGGGUUCAUUUUUUGUUACGGUAGGGGAGCAAAAUGGCUUUUGUGUGAAGUGAAGUUGAAAAUGAAUGAAGCAUGGAAAUGCAACCUGAUGGCUGGCGAUUCUCCAAUAAAUUAAAUGCUCGACUGAAAAUAAAGAUAUAGCAGGCAGAAAAAUGGUCUUAUGUGGGGGGGGGGCACUUUGACACAUUUCGUGCAUCGAAGAUGCAUGAGCCAAGGGACUGAAGAUCAAUAUACUGUAACGUAAGCUAUAUAAGCUUUGUGUCAUGGAUGACCAAGAAAAUUUGUGCAAUGUCUAAUAAUAUCUCCGUAACUGCUCAUUUUAUUUUUACAAUAAAAUAAAAAACUAGUAGCGGGUCAAAAAUGGCCUCCAGGCCGCACUUUGGCAGUGGCCGGCAGUGCAUUUGGUACCUGGGCCUUCAGUGAGACCUUAGCUGGCCAGACGACCAUAAUGAUGACAAUGUGUUGGCGCUGCAACAAUUAAUCGACGAUCAAUCAAUUGUCCGUUUAGUCAACAACUCUUCCGGUGUUUGAUUAAAGCGUUUUUUUUAAUGUAUAAAUGUAAAUAUCCUCUGAUUUCAGCCUCUCAAAUGUGAAUAUUUUCUAAAUUUGCUUCGUCAUCCAUGAAAGCGGUUUUAGGCAAGACUGUGGAAAACACUGAUGGACGUUUUUGACUCUUUUUCUGGUAUGUUGGCAACCAAACCACAAACUCUUUGUGUUUGCUUCAUAAUGAUUUGGUCACAUUACUCAAUUCAUGGAAACCUCAAGCUUCAGAUUCCUCGACUGACAAAGUAGUAAUUAGUUGCAGCCCUGUUGUUAUAGCAGAAAUCUGAUUGGUUCAAGAAACAGCCCCAUCGCUAAUAGUUGAACAAGAAGAAAAAACAUUCUUAUAUAAAAUGUAGUGCAAUAUGAAUAAAAUAUAUUUAAAGUAAAAAGUUUAUAAGAAACGAUUUGUAUUUUCACAAAUAGUGUGUAAAAAUGUAAGUAAAUACAGGUAAAUGUACACUUUAUACAAGGGAGGGCAGACAGUACAGCGCAAUAAUGUUGUGAAUUAUCUUUCACAGACAGGUGAGGUAUUGUAGAGCUGGGUGGCGUGUGAAAUGAAUGAAGUCCUGUAGCGUUCACUGUGGGAACGGAACCGGAGGAGUAUGUUGGAGAGUGAGCUCCGCUGCCCCUCUGUUGUCCGAUGGAGUGGGUGGGGUUGUCCGUGACGGAGAGCAGUUCGUCCAGCGUCCACCUGUCUCUCUCACAGUUGCAAACGCCCGAUAGACUGUUGGCAAUAAAUGAAUCCAAUUUUAUGGAACAAAUCAUUUAAGUUGUAAAUGUAGGUCAGUGCUUAUGAGUGUUGAGGUCUGCAGAGGAGGCCUUGGGCAGCGUGUGGGGAAAUCCAACUGAAGGGUCCAUACCGGAAUAUUUGAAUACGAUAUGUUCGGACUGGCCCUUUUUUGAAAUGAGUCUAGGAGUCUCUAGGACAGUUUACAAUUUAAUUCAAACAGUAGCAGAUGCAAACAAUUACCAUGCCAGCACUGGAGAGAGCGAUUAGCUGCCAGUGAAGGUUUCGUAGAGUCCAAUGGACCUCUGAAGAUGUUGGGAUAUUAGUCUAGUUUUGGGCAGCUAAAAAGAUUAAAAAGGUGGCAUAUCUCAAAAGUGUGUGUGUGCACGCGCAGAUAAAAACAGGCUGCAUUUGUUCCGAGGGAAAAGUCUGAGUGUGUUACGUCUCUGUGGUAGAUGAGCACAAACAUGUUGUCGUACUUGCCUAAAAGAGAGUGGAAAAUAUUUAAUGUAAGAUUUAACGUUAAUCAACUGCUCAGGUGUGUUUUUGAAGCACAAGCUCAAUCAUUUUCACCCAAUCCUUCAUAAAGACAUCUUCAAAGUUGAUGUUUUAUUGAAAAGUGGCCCACGAUGAUGAUGGUUCACUUCAGAAAUGCUAUGAAUAUCGCUAAAGUUCCUCGGGGGGGCUAAUCAUUUUGACCUCAACUGUACAAUGCGACAAGUCUGUAAGUUAUUGUUUUAGAGAUAUUUAUUAAUAAAAUGGAUUUGUGGAGAGAAAUGAUGAACAUCAGAAAGACCAGUGGAAAUAUGCAAACAACUUGACUGUUUUUGUUUUUUGUUUCAAAUUUACCUUCUUGAGAAUAGGUAUGAAAACUUUUGGAUAUAGAUUUUACUCCGUAUGUUUUUGGUACUAGGGACCAUUUGGGUGCUGAAUAAAUUUUUGGUUAUGAUCCACAUUCUGUUUGUUUUAUUUCUGUUUUCUCGCCAUCUGUUUAUAAGGCGUGGCCACCGGAGCACGCGGAAGGAGGUCGUCAGUGCCCAGUCUUUUAUGCUGUCUGCGCUCUGUUCCUGUCCGACUUACCUACCCACAUACUGGUCCAAAGUGUGGCCCACAGGUUAUUAUUUAUUGGCCCCGUGGCAUAUUCCAAAAAUACAAUUAAACUGAGAAAAAAUAGCAAAAGUAAAAAUUAAAAAAAAGUAGCAUAAAAGGUUUAAUGAAAGGAGAAAAAUGUAGAAAUAUUAUUGUGUUUUGUCCCGUACAGUACAAGUUUCACUUUUGCGGCUCACAGCAACUAUGGUGCGUUCAAGGACGGCCGAACAAAGUACAAAUUCUCAAAGCUUGAUGAAACACAUGAUCAGUGACACACAGACAUAAAUUGUGAAAUGGUGGGCUUGGGUUUUUUUUUAACCGUGGUAAAUGUAUGCUGUACAUUUGAUGGUGAAUGAGAGGUCUUCUGUGGAAAAAUCAUCCUAUUUUAUAUAUUACGGCUGUCAAAAAUAGCAUAGUGAUAACCAAUUUGUUUCCUGAUUUUUUUAGCGUAAUUAACGCAUGCGCCUCACGUCAAGCCACACUUGGCUGCUGCGUCGGCAGACGAAGGAUAGUGGAGCAUUCCCACACAGUCACACGGAGUCUGCCUCUUUAACAACUUUAUCCUGACAUGAACGCAUCAACAGCAAUGCCAUUCCAACACCUCCAACUCACAAAAACGUCUCUCGUCCUCCUCCGAACGACACUUCCUCGUUGUUAAUAGACCACCGCGAGGUGCGUUCACUGACACUCCGAAAAUCACCAAGUAUUAUGCUUGUAUGUGUGGUCUAAAUAAGCAGAAAGACAAAUAAAAACAAUAAGUGGAAACUCUUAUCACUCUCUAACGUAACUCUUACCGAGGAAGUAUAAUUUGAUACAUUUAAGUAUGCUCAGAAAUCCCAAUCUGCUCUCCCAACGUGAAAUCAGCUAAAAUUACGUGGUGUCCUUGAAGGCAACCCUUCGUGGCUGGUAGUAGCACGGUUAACGUGAUACAAAUGUUGUGCUACUGUUGCACUGAUCUGUACUAAUAAGUCUGGAUAGCUCAUACGUGUAAAAUUCCUCUGAUUAAAUGUAUGUCCAGAAUUGAUAGGUUUAUAU
This is a messenger RNA of Dunckerocampus dactyliophorus (ringed pipefish), 5317 nucleotides long. RefSeq names its product aspartate beta-hydroxylase (gene asph). The record is from RefSeq and is a predicted model, not a curated record. NCBI's taxonomy places the organism in Eukaryota, Metazoa, Chordata, Actinopteri, Syngnathiformes, Syngnathidae. Gene Ontology annotation, biological process: peptidyl-aspartic acid hydroxylation. Gene Ontology annotation, molecular function: peptidyl-aspartic acid 3-dioxygenase activity. Bases 156 to 1523 code for a protein of 455 amino acids. Gene Ontology annotation, cellular component: membrane; endoplasmic reticulum. The transcript is spliced from 9 exons.